UCUCUUCACAUUUCUCUCUCUUCAUUGUACCUUUUUAUUUUUUUAAUAGUUGUGAGACACUUUAAUUUGUCUCAUAACACAGCCUUUUUACUUCCUCUACAUUUUAUACUCAUCCCCGCCCCAUCACCCGCCAAAACUCUCUCCAUCCCCGCCCAAUGAGGCGGAAAUGGGGUAGGUCUCCUAAUUAACCCGACCCAACCACUGGUCCAUAUCCCCACUACCAUAACAUUCUCCAAAAGUAAAGUUGUUUGAUCUUAAACCCUCGAAAAACCCUCCCUAUUUCCCUUCCUCCCACUCUCUUUUACCACAAAAAUGGCAUUCUCCAAACCCUCCUCAUUUCUCCACCACCUCAAAACCCUCCCAUUCCACCACCACCACCACCACCACCACCGGAUUCUCCGGCGCCAACCCCCAAUCUCCCUCUCCUUCCGCCUCCUCUCCUUCGCCACACCCGACGACAUCGCCGCCGAGCGCCGCAAACGCAAGCGCCAGCUCCGUAUGCAACCCCCCUUGUCUCCUACUCGCCACAACAACAACAACCAACAACAACAGCAACGAAAAUCCCCUAUUUCAAUCCCUAACCCUAAUUCCCCCAAAAUCCCUGAUCAUGUCUUCCUUCUCACUGGUAAUCGCCUCAAUUUGCACAACAAGAUUCUCAAGCUUAUUCGCGAGAAUGACCUUGAUGAAGCUGCUUUGUACACUCGUCAUUCUGUUUACUCCAAUUGUAGGCCUACUAUUUUCACUUGCAAUGCCGUUUUGUCUGCGCUUUUGCGCCAAUCCAGGUACUCUGAUUUCUUGUCGUUUCAUAGGUUUAUUACUCAGGCUGGAAUUGCUUCCAAUUUGAUUACUUAUAAUUUGUUGAUUACUUUGUAUUGUGAGUGUCGGAAAGUUGAUACUGCUUUAGAGCAUUAUAAAAGGUUGAUUGAGGAUGCCCCUUUCGAGCCGUCGAAGGCUACCUACAGGGUUUUGGUCAAGGGGUUGGUGGAUAAUGGGAGGGUUGAUAAGGGGGUUGAGGUUAAGGAUGAGAUGCUGUCGAAAGGGUUCGAGGCGGAUGAGGUUGUGUAUGGGUUUUUGAUGAAUGGGUUUGCUAAGGAUAAGGAUGGGGAUAAGGUUUUUGAGCUUUAUGAAGAGUUGGGGGAGAAAUUAGGUGGGGAGGUGACCAAGGGGAUUGUGUUUGGGCCGUUGAUGAAAGGGUAUUUUUUGAAGGGAAUGGAGGAUAAGGCGAUGGAGACGUUUGAGGAGAUAAUGGGGGAAAAUUCGAAGGUUAAGAUGGAUGAAACGGCGUAUAAUUUGGUUCUUGAUGCGUUUUGUAAGAAUGGCAAGUUUGAGGAGGCGUUGAAGUUGUUUGAGAGGAUGAAGAACUUGCAUAAUCCGCCGUGGUUGUUGACUGUGAAUCUAGGAAGUUAUAAUGUGAUGGUAGAGGGGUAUUUCUUGGAAGGGAGGUAUAAGGAAGCGGUUGAUGUUUUUAUGAGUAUGGGUGAGAAGAAUUGUAAUCCUGAUAUUAUAUCAUUUAAUAAUUUGAUUGAGCUAUUGUGUAACCAUGAUUUGCUUCCUGAAGCAGAAGAAUUGUGUGGAAGGAUGAGUGAGAAGGGGGUUAGUCCGGAUGAGGUGACUUAUGGCUUGUUGAUGGGUACGUGCUUGAAGGAGAAUCGGCAUGAUGAUGCAGCUGGGUAUUUUACGAAAAUGGUUGGUGAGAACUUAAGACCUAAUUUGUCUACUUACAACAAGCUGGUUGAAGGAUUGGUUCAAGUAGGAAAGAUUGAUGAAGCUAAGUCAUUUUUCGACUUGAUGGUUCAGAAGCUCAAGUUCAAUUAUGCUAGUUAUGAGUUUAUGUUCAAGGCUUUGUGUGAUGUUGGAAGGGUUGAUGAUGUGCUCAAGAUUGUCAAUGACAUUUUGGACGAGGGGAGUAUUGACCUUAAUAAAGACAUGCAGGAAAUUGUCAAAGAUGGAUUGAAAAGGGAAGCGCGAGAGGAGGAGGAGUUGGACACGUUGAUUGAGCAAAAGGAAAAGGAGAAGGAAGAAGCUAAGAGAAGGGAAAUUGAAGAAGCAGAAAGGGCCAAGGCCAGUGCGAAAGCUGCAGUUGCUUCUUUACUUCCUUCUAAGUUAUUUGGAAACAAAGAAGACAGCAAAGAGUCUGCAGUGUUUUCUGGAAUUACUGAUACAGUCUCAAAUGAUGAAACACAAGGCAGUGGAGAAAUUGUACCAGAAGGCAAUACAGCAGAUGAAUCUGGGUCCAAAAGUCUUGACUCUGAACAGGCAACAGCUUGAUCUUCAUGUAAUCCGCAAAUGCAAAAAAGGUUACCUAAAUAGUGGAACUGGCACUGUUUAGUAGCAUUGUGAGACAAUGUGCCCUAUACAAGAUGUCACAAAAGGUCAAUUUGCUGGUCUCUUGAUGAAGCUGGUUUGACGUGGUUAUUAAGAGUAUACAAAAGAUUGAAAUGAUCUGUGUAAUCAAAACCACCCAAUGUCCCUUUUAUUUAUUUAUCUAUUCUUUUGCAUUGGCUUUGAUCAAUAUUUGUAAACAAAAUUACAGAUUGUUAACAGAAGACGAAUCAACAACAUUAAAAUACUUCGUAUCUGUGAUCAAUGUUGCGGGCAUGUUUGUACCAGUGGUCUACGCAGAAUAUGGAUAACACAGCACCCGAGGCUUCAGCAUGCAUGUGAUCCCUGUUUGGGGACGGCGAUUUGCCUGUAGCUAAGUCAAUAAAUCAACCAGAUUAGUUUCUUUAAUUGUCUAACUUUUUUUUUUUUUGAAACCAAGUAAGCUAGUAAUCUUUCACUGUAACUGGUUUGUUCAAUACAUGACCCAGAUUUGUUUAGUCAUUGUCAUUUUUAAGGGCAGUCUUUUUGGAUACGUUCUUGGCUCCAUUUUUUGCGUGCAAAAAAUGGAUACUAAGUGCUUAUUAACAAUCUGAUGUGAAUAUACAAGUUAUGAUUGUAGUGCAUUAUUUCCAUCCA
Messenger RNA from Chenopodium quinoa (quinoa), 2958 nucleotides. RefSeq names its product pentatricopeptide repeat-containing protein At3g49240-like. The transcript is spliced from 2 exons. Gene Ontology annotation, molecular function: protein binding. Gene Ontology annotation, cellular component: chloroplast. The coding region runs from base 313 to 2268 and encodes 651 amino acids. The record is from RefSeq and is a predicted model, not a curated record. NCBI's taxonomy places the organism in Eukaryota, Viridiplantae, Streptophyta, Magnoliopsida, Caryophyllales, Amaranthaceae.